Paramormyrops kingsleyae is the source of this 2895-nucleotide messenger RNA. RefSeq names its product somatostatin receptor type 1-like. Gene Ontology annotation, cellular component: neuron projection; plasma membrane. Gene Ontology annotation, molecular function: somatostatin receptor activity; neuropeptide binding. Lineage: Eukaryota; Metazoa; Chordata; Actinopteri; Osteoglossiformes; Mormyridae. The record is from RefSeq and is a predicted model, not a curated record. Gene Ontology annotation, biological process: neuropeptide signaling pathway; cellular response to glucocorticoid stimulus.
UCUCAGAACCAAUAAUUUUUUCCUUCUGCCCUUAGAACAUUUUACAUAAGUAAAAUUCCCAUGAGCCUAAAUGCAUGUUAUGGUCUGCCAGAGGAAACUUCCAUGAAACAGGGAAACCGUGCAAACUCCACAAGCAGGACUGGGUGAAGAUGCUGAAGACGACGCGAGGGCCUCGUCCAAACGCCCCCAGGGAAAUAAGUGGAGCCCCCCCAGGGAGAAAGAAGCCACCGGCACCACACAGCACACUGAAGCGAGCGGCUCAUUGAUCUGGCGACGUUAGUAUGGGUGGGGGCUGCUCUGCCCGCCUCCCAGCGUGCCCCCCCCCCCCCAGCUUGUAACACUCGCAGUUCUCCUCUCUCUCACUCAACAGUGGAUCAAACGCAGUCAAUUGAAUUUAGGCACUGCAGCGUGCUGAAGAGCCGAUUCCGGCUAAUUCCGGCACUCUGCACACUCCACCGGAGCCACGCCUCGACCUCGGAGCGGCCAGAGAGUGAAUCUCUGUGCCACGGAUGGAUGGAUGGAAGCUCCCCAGAGAUAAAACAUCACGAAGCCUCGAGGGAAAGGAAAAUCUCACUGGAAUCACUGGCAUCUCGAACACCACUGCCGUCUAGGCGAGAAUCUCACCCAGGUCCUGCACGACUCUGAAACCGCCGAUUCAUAUUUAUGAGUGAAUAACAAUAUUGGGCCAGGAGACGCGCUUUAUACAUUUUUCAAGAAACGUCGUGUGACAGUAUUUUUGCGAAGAGAGCCUUUACACUAGGGAGAGUUUACACGCCGGCUGUACACUGGUAAUACAUCCACGGUGGAGGUAUGGUGAGCGAGUGAAAAGCCAGCGAGACGAGUGUUUGGAUGACGCACCUCGUUUUUGUCUACUGUCGGGACCUGACUCGGCGUUUCCUGCUCAGGCGUAGACGAGACUAACUUCUGAGCCGCACCAGCGAGGUGUCACAAAGCAGCCGCAGUCCUGCCUCAUAUUAAUCUUUAAUUAGUACAGAUGCUUUUCACGGAAUUGCUUAAUAAGUUCACUUAAUGUUCCCAGUGUUCUUUUCUCGAAGUAGGAACAUAAGAACAUAAUGGUUCUUUAGUGUUCUAAUAAUGGGCUGUGGUGCUGCCGUUCCAGCCCUGUUGGGUGAGGUAACAGCAGCCGUUUCUGCACAUAUUCGGGUGGGAUGAGGCAGGGACUGCCCAUAGCAUUGUGGAGCAACAUGUCAGGCCUCAAUGGCACGGAGGAGCUCCCCACGGGACAGCCUGUCAACUCCUCUUUGGACUACAAGGAUUAUGAGCUGGAACAGGACAUCAGCGCCAUCGUCAUCCCCUCAAUCUACGCGCUCGUGUGCUGCGUGGGCCUGACGGGCAACACCAUGGUGAUCUACGUCAUCCUGAAGUAUGCCAAAAUGAAGACGGCCACCAACAUCUACAUCCUGAACCUGGCCAUCGCCGACGAGCUCUUCAUGUUCAGCGUACCCUUCCUGGCCACGUCGGCGGCGCUCCAACACUGGCCCUUCGGCUCGCUCAUGUGCCGCCUGGUGCUCAGUGUGGACGGCAUCAACAUGUUCACCAGCAUCUUCUGCCUGACCGUGCUCAGCAUCGAUCGCUACAUCGCCGUGGUGCACCCCAUCAAGGCGGCCCGCUACCGCCGGCCAACGGUGGCCAAGAUCAUCAACGUCUGCGUGUGGGGGCUCUCGCUGGUGGUCAUCCUACCCAUCAUCAUCUUCGCCGACACCGUGCCGGCGCAGGACGGCGGGGUCGACUGCAACUUUCUGUGGCCAGAGUCGUCCUGGUCGGAGGCGUUCGUGGUCUACACGUUCCUCUUGGGGUUCCUCCUGCCCGUGGUGGCCAUCUGCCUGUGCUACUGCCUGAUCGUGGUACGCAUGAGAGCGGUGAGCCUGAAAGCCGGCUGGCUGCAGCGACGCAAAUCAGAGAAGAAGAUCACGCGCAUGGUGUUGCUGGUGGUGGCCGUGUUCGUGGUCUGCUGGAUGCCCUUCUACAUCGUCCAGCUGGUCAGCAUCUUCCACCGGCCACCCAACCCCGUGGUCACGCAGCUUUUCGUCAUCCUCAGUUACGCCAACAGCGGCGCCAACCCCAUCCUGUACGGCUUCGUCUCGGACAACUUCCGCCGCUCCUUCCAAAGGAUCGUCUGCUUCCGCUGGCUGGAGAAUGGGCUGGACGUGGAGCAGGUGGAUUACUGCGCUGUUGCCCUGAACCGCCAGGCCACCUGUGGCCCGCCGGACUUUCCCAGGGACUGCCUGGCCUCCGAAAUGGUUUAUCGUAAUGGUACCUGCACAUCACGUACCACUGCUUUCUAAAUUUCCGAGAUGCCCGGAUGAAGCUUCGGAGAGAUGUCGAUACUGCCCAAAACGGCUGUUGCCUAAUAACACCUUUAUAUAACGACACGUGGGCAGUAACUCAGACCAGUAACUCAGAGGCCAGUAUGCUGAAGCUAACGAGGAAGUCCUUCUGGCACUUUCCGGGUGUGUCUAGUUUACCGUGACUGGCACAAGCAGUCGAGAAAACUGGCUGGUGAUGCGGUGUUUUCAAAAUGAGAAUUUCCUUUUACUGUUGGGAUUGUACGGUACACACUGACAUCGUACUGGGGGAGAUGGUUUGCUAACUGUGGUUCCUGUUCUCGCGUAUCUGUACUUAGUGUGACAUCACUGCCUGUUACCUCAUCUGCCAUAAAAACCCAGAAGCUGUUAAAAAUACAGUAAAAAGGUUUUGUCCUUUUAAGAAAUCGAUCCGUCGUCGUGCCCAGAGCCAGCCUGUUGGGUCAGUUCAGUGCCGGGUCGCUAUGGGUCGAUACAUUAAACAUACAGAAGAUUUAUUACAUGGAUGGCGUUCUAAAGACAGCGAGCGUUUGUUGGCCAGAGAUACUAAUAUAAAGAAUGAGUAAUUGUU